AUGCUCAUUACCCUGCUACUUGUGCUGCUGUUACUCCCAUCGAAUAAACAUCGUUCGGCAUUGGCGACAACGGAAAUGCCAUUCAACUCCAAGUUUGUGCAACCCAUGCACGAGAUUAUGACGGCCUUUAAUCUCGACCCGGAGCAGAACUGGAGUGAAGGCGCGCCGUGCUCCGACGACGGAACGGGCAGUGGCUUUAAGGGCGUGAUCUGCGACUCCAACGGCAACCCUCGUGCCAUGAUACCCACCCUAGGGAACUCCCUCGUGGGCCUCAGAUCCCUCCCAACCGCCUUCGCCCGCCUCACCACGCUCACCAGAUUAGUGCUCAUCAUGGGACUUAUUAACACCAGACUAGACGACUUCGCCAGACCCCUCUCCUGCUUGCCUAACCUAAGACACUUAGUGCUGGAUGGGAACUCCUUUUACGGACCCGUCCCACCUUACCUCAUUAACUCACCCACUCUAACUGACUUGUCGUUACAGGGUAACAAGCUAACGGGCACAAUAAGGAAAAUCGGACCCAAGCUCACAGCGCUCUUCCUCUCAGUCAACUUCCUAACCGGCGCGCUCCCCCACACCCCCCACCUGCGCGUCUGCAACGCCGCCAUGAACUGCCUCUCCCGCACCGCCGGCUGUAACGGGGUAACCGGGUUUCCGCGCCGCCAGCGCACCAUCGGUAUGGAGAUUGGCCGCCCUGGGAGGUUGAUGCGUUAUCAAACCCGCCUGAUAAAGGCUGGAAGUGUAACUCUUGCCCCACGGGGACUUACGCAACGAGAAGGCGAUGUGUUCCCUGCUCCAAACCCUUCGUAA
Closterium sp. Yama58-4 is the source of this 810-nucleotide messenger RNA. NCBI's taxonomy places the organism in Eukaryota, Viridiplantae, Streptophyta, Zygnematophyceae, Desmidiales, Closteriaceae. The record is from the annotation of a GenBank genome assembly.